This is a messenger RNA of Penicillium olsonii, 1143 nucleotides long. The record is from the annotation of a GenBank genome assembly. Lineage: Eukaryota; Fungi; Ascomycota; Eurotiomycetes; Eurotiales; Aspergillaceae.
AUGACCUCUCCAGCCCCAGGCAAUCCCGCAGCGAGCGCAACGCCCAAAGCCAAAAACAUCCCCAACCCUCGACGCCUCCUAAUCCUCGCACCAACAACCCAAUCCCACUCGAUCAUCCCACCUCUCCUUAACUCCUUAACCGGUGUUCCUGUCACAAACCCACCGCAAUCAGCAGAUCAACCCUCCGAAACCACCUUCGCAGGCUACACCACACAUAGUCCUCUUCGCCUCGAAACAAAAUACUACAACACCGAAGUCCCAGUCUGGGUCGAUGAGAUCCCUCUAUCUGAUACAAAAGAGCAAUGGAAAACAGACUUCCUGAGCGAAGAAGCUGAGAUCGUCCGCGAGGCUGUUGGCGCAUUGGUCGUUUGCGCGAAUGCGCCGGAGAGUAGUCCUCCGGAUCUAAGUGGUGAUAGUGAUACAGCUGAGCGUGAGGAUGUGCGCGCAUUGCUUAAUGUUAUGCGCGGCAUUGCCGCUGUUAAAGAGAAGAUUGAUGAGGAGCGUGGGAGUGUUGGGGAUGUUCCUGGGGUAUUGGUGUUAGUUGGGGCGAGAAAAGUUCCUGCGUCAGCGGGGGUGAAAGCCUCUGGUUCGCAUGAACAGGAGAUUGGAGGUGAUUUGGGUGAUGAUCUUGGGGAUGUGGUGCCGUUGUCGGUUGGGUGGUGGGAGGAUCAGUUCUUUGAUAUGGGGUUGCUGGGGUGGGAGGUUAUUGAGUGGGAUCCCAAGGAGGGGGGUGAAGAGACGAGGAAUCAAUAUGGAGAACGGGAGGGGAUGCCGAGGAUCAAGGAAGUUCUUGAAACGCAUGAUUGGUCUAUGACCAGUGCUGGAGUCGAGGAUGAUGCAGACUCUGAGGAUGGCCUUGAAGAUCAACUGUUGGGCAUGGGUAGCUCCCGUGGGUUUGGGAAUGAGGUUCAUGAGCUUGAGCGUGAGAUGUUUGGUCUGCGAAUGGCAAUUGAGCGUGGUGGCGGUGAUGGCGACGAGGACGAGGAUGGACAUGAUGAUGACGACAAAGAGAUCGAUGUUGAAACUAUGGAGUCGCUGAUGAUGCGCAUGCAGGCAAUUAAAGAUAUGGGCUCUGACCUGCCAGAGGCCGAGCGCAAGCGAUUCGCUGCCAAGGCUGUACAGGAUAUCAUGCGAGAACUAUGA